Mytilinidion resinicola is the source of this 1710-nucleotide messenger RNA. RefSeq names its product putative major facilitator superfamily transporter. The transcript is spliced from 6 exons. Bases 1 to 1710 code for a protein of 569 amino acids. NCBI's taxonomy places the organism in Eukaryota, Fungi, Ascomycota, Dothideomycetes, Mytilinidiales, Mytilinidiaceae. The record is from RefSeq and is a predicted model, not a curated record. Gene Ontology annotation, molecular function: transmembrane transporter activity. Gene Ontology annotation, biological process: transmembrane transport.
AUGGAACCGGGGAAUAUUCAAGCAUCCUCUAUAGAGGAGAAACAGGAUACUAGUGAUGGGCAUUUUGAACAUUGCCCCCUCCCCAAAGAUGAUAGAGAGUCCUUCCAAGCUCAUGACGUUAAGAGACCAAGGGGUUGGAAAUUUAGGACAAGCAUAGCCGGAUUCUCUCUAUGUCUGCUAUAUGUUGGUUCUCAAAUCUCACUUUACUUUAUUGGUGCAACCAUCAGCUUCAUUGUUGAAGAUAUCGGGGGCGCAGACAAGAUUUCUUGGUUGCCAGUUGCGAAUACUCUCGCAGUUGCUUCAACAGCACCAUUUUCUGGUUACCUCCAAGACCUCAUCGGCCGCCGAUAUAUUGCAUUGACUGGGUCCGCCUUCCUUAUCGUUGGAGCUAUUCUCGUCGGUACCGCGCACUCGUUCGGCCAAGCAGUGACCGGGAUGGCUCUCACUGGUGCAGGUUCUGGAAUAGGAGAACUUACUGCUCUUGCAGGGGUUGCAGAAAUUGUUCCUGUUAAUAGACGAGGACUCUACCUUGGCCUGGUAACAAUUUGCAUUGUCCCGUUUUCACCAUACGUGAUGUACUCGCAGUUGCUCUCGACCCAUUCAACAUGGAGAUGGGGCAUGUGGAUUACAGUUAUUCUGAAUGGUAUUGCCUGUGUCGGCACGGCCUGUACAUACUUUCCAAAAAGAGUAAACUCAGAGAAGCCAUCUCGGUGGGAAAUACUAAAGGAGAUUGAUUAUAUCGGUGGCAUUACAUCUAUAACGGGGCUGACACUGUUCUUGGUGGCACUUCAGAGCGGAGGAUAUACCCAUCCCUGGAGAAGUCCAUAUGUUCUGUGUACUCUCUUGAUAGGAUUCCUACUCAUCGCAGUUUUUGUUUUGUGGGAAUGGAAGGGUGCCAAGAAACCUAUGAUUCCGAAACAAAUCUUUGCAGGGCAACGGAUUGUUGCGUUGGCAUUUCUCGUUGCUUUUAUAUCCGGGAUGGACUUUUACUCUGUUUUGAACUUCUUUCCACUAAGUUUCCAAAACGUCUAUAAGCCCAGUCCAAUAGCUAUAGGAUGCAAGGGACUUGGACCCGGCCUAAGUGUGCCAUUCGGGGCAGCGCUCAUUAAUAUGUUACUUUCGGUCUGGAUAGGACAUAAUCGGGAGCUACUGCUGUUCUCUACAUUUAUCAUGACUGUGUUUGGGGGGGCUUUAGCCGCCACUACUCCAGAUACACCAAAGAUGUCGAUCGCAUUUGGAACCAUUGCUGGUUUCGGAAUCGGUGGAGUUUUGGUACCUGCUGCAACAAUAGCCAUUACGGUCACUCCUGAUGACUUCAUCGCAACGACUGUAGCUUUGUCUCUUUCGGCCCGCGUCAUUGGUGGCUCGAUUGGCUACGCGCUAUACUAUAACAUCUUCGCAACGAAGCUCAAUGACAAACUCCCAGUCUAUCUUGCAACCGCUGCAAUCAAAGCUGGGUUACCUGUUUCUUCUUCUAAAGAAUUUGUUCUCGCGCUCCUCACUGGUCCUGCGACAGUUAUGGAUGUUAAAGGAGUAACACCAAUGGUCCUUGAGGCAGCGGCUCUAGCCUCUCGAUGGGCAUACUCCGAUUCCUUAGCUUAUGUCUGGUAUACCAGCAUCGCGUUUGGUGUGAUCGCAUGUAUUGCCUCUUUCUUCAUUGGCAACGUUCGUCUGUACCUUACGCAACGUGUUGCAACUCAACUUAUGUAG